This is a messenger RNA of Copidosoma floridanum, 819 nucleotides long. Its product is annotated as 4-vinylanisole receptor-like. Gene Ontology annotation, cellular component: plasma membrane. Gene Ontology annotation, molecular function: odorant binding; olfactory receptor activity. The record is from RefSeq and is a predicted model, not a curated record. Gene Ontology annotation, biological process: detection of chemical stimulus involved in sensory perception of smell; sensory perception of smell. NCBI's taxonomy places the organism in Eukaryota, Metazoa, Arthropoda, Insecta, Hymenoptera, Encyrtidae.
AUGGUUAUACUGCACUCCACUGCAGUCAUUUUCUUUGUCGAACCACUAAUACCUUCUAUUCUUGAUUUUAUAAAUCCUCUUGAUAAAAUAAGAGCAAAACGACUUCACUAUCCCAUCGAAGUGUUCAUUGACAGGAAAAAAUAUUACGUCGAACUCACUGUGUACAAUACGUUUGCUCUUUUUCUUGCUAUGCAAGUGCACAUAACGUUUGACACAUUCAUACUACAAUUAACCCAACACUUGUGCGCACUGUUUGUCAUUGUUCAGUAUAGGAUAAACGCCGCGACAAAAGCAAGUGUUGAUCAUAAUAAUGAAAAUAAAAAUGAUAACGAUAGUACAACUUACAAAAUGAUAACUCAGGCCAUCAUUUUACAUAAAACAACUUUCAGCUAUCACGAGCUUCUGGACGAUUCUUACAAAAUUGGAUUGAUUUGCUUGUUGAUUUUAAACAUGACGGUAAUUACUGUGGUGGCAGUAUGCGUUCCGAUUUUCAUGCUCAAUGAAAAUGUGACGAUGGUUUUAAGAACUAUAGCCCUGUACAUUGUGGCCUUGGUACAUCUUUGGUUCUACAUGGAACUUAGCCAAAAAGUCUGUGAUAGCAGUUUGCAAGUACAAAAUACUGCUUUCCAUAGCGAUUGGUACCACACAUCACCGAAAGUCAAACAAUGUCUUCAAAUAAUGAUGUGGCGAAGUUUAAGACCAUGCACGUUGACCGCUGGAAAAUGGAUAGCUUUCAAUAGAGAAAAUUUUGCGAAACUUGUUAAAACUUCAAUCUCUUAUGCAGCAAUGAUUCAUUCCGUUAAUGAAGUAAAAAGUUAA